AUGGAUUACAAAAAGACAACCAUAAAGAAACAACCAAAAAUACAAACGUCAAAAAAGACGGCAGAAGCAAGAUAUUGGAAACGUUUCAAGUCGCCUAUUGUCAUUAAAGAGUAUGCAAGCGUCACCUCCAUCAACUUUUCACCCGUCUCACCAUACGACUUUGCAGUGACUUCUUCAACACGUGUGCAAGUGUAUUCUUCAAAAACGCAUCAACCUAAAAAGACCAUAUCUCGUUUUAAAGAUAUUGCUUACUCUGGAAGUUUUCGUCAAGAUGGUAAAUUGAUCGUCGCUGGUGAUGCCACGGGUCUGAUUCAAAUGUUUGAUGUCGGAUCUAGAGCUAUAUUAAGAUCCUUUAAAGGACAUGAAAUGCCAACACAAGUCACUCACUUUACGAUCAACAAAGCAAAUAUUCUAUCUGCCUCUGAUGACAAAACAGUGCGUAUAUGGGAUAUUCCAACAGGAGACCACAUCAACAUAUUUGAUGAACAUGAAGAUUAUGUCCGAGCAGGCGUGGUUAGUCAGGAGAACCCGAAUUUGGUGAUUAGUGGAUCUUACGAUCAGACAGUAAAAUUGUGGGAUAUGAGACAACCUGAGAGUGUGAUGACGAUGAACCAUGGAGCACCUGUAGAAUCACUCUUGAUGUAUCCUAAUGGAGGUGCUGUCAUCUCAUCUGGUGGACCCACUGUCAAAGUGUGGGACUUGCUCAGCGGUGGACGAUGCAUGCACACUCUGUCCAAUUUCCAAAAGACAGUGACAAGCAUGUGCUUUGAUGGUGCUGCUUCGAGAUUAGUGACAGGUUCAUUAGAUCAUCAUGUAAAAAUCUUUGACGUACAAGAUUAUAAAGUCGUUCACAGUGUGAAAUACCCCGCGCCCAUCUUGAGCGUUGGCCUUUCGCCUGAUGAUACCCAUCUUGCGGCUGGUAUGGCUAACGGGCUAUUAUCUAUUCGUCAAAGACAGAUCAAGGCAUCAGAAAAGGCACUCAAAAAGCAACAUCAAGAUUAUAUUAAAGGUGGAACGUACAAGUACUUCAUGCGUGGACAAUCUAAUGCACCUGCAAAUGAUGAUUUUGUGGUGGAAAGUACAAAGAGACAAAAGUUGAGAAAAUAUGACCAGUUUAUCAAAGCGUUCCAGUACGCUAAUGCACUAGAUGAAGUGCUGAAAACAAACUUCAAUUCACCACCUGUUGUAGCUGCCGUGUUGCAAGAAUUAAUUCACCGUGAUGGCCUUAAGGCAGCAAUUACAGGUCGUGAUGAUGUCUCACUGGAGCCACUUAUGCGUUUCUUGAUUAGAAAUAUACAUCAUCCUAGAUAUACUAAUUUAUUAGUGGAUGUAUCAGAAGCUGUUAUUGAUUGUUAUACUCGUGUCUUUGGACAAUCACCACUCAUUGAUGACCUUUUAUCUCGUUUGACAGUAAAAGUGAAGCAAGAGAUUCAAUUACAAAAAGACUUGAUUGAAACAAUGGCCGCUUUAGACAUGCUAUUUACUAAAUCUGGUUCUGCCACUAUUGUUAAAUAA
Messenger RNA from Rhizopus microsporus ATCC 52813, 1515 nucleotides. RefSeq names its product U3 small nucleolar RNA-associated protein 15. The transcript has 4 exons. Lineage: Eukaryota; Fungi; Mucoromycota; Mucoromycetes; Mucorales; Rhizopodaceae. Bases 1 to 1515 code for a protein of 504 amino acids. Gene Ontology annotation, cellular component: nucleolus. The record is from RefSeq and is a predicted model, not a curated record. Gene Ontology annotation, biological process: rRNA processing; positive regulation of transcription by RNA polymerase I. Gene Ontology annotation, molecular function: protein binding.